UUAAAGGAAGGGAAGAUUUUAUCGAAUUAAGCUGACAUCAAGUGGCGUAUAUGUGUAUACAAUAAGAUAAAUUUUGAUUAAAUUCCAUUAGAAUUCUUCGAGCGCAUGCACGUGAUUUAUGGUUUCAUCGAAUAGUUACAACAAAUCGAUUUGUAUGCAGUUACACGAAUCCAAAUGUAACAUUGUACAAUACGUAAAAUCCAUUGAGCAAUAUUCACCAGUCUAAUUUUGAACAGACCGAUUCAUGACAAAUGCACUUUGCAUGUACGCACUUUGAACUAACACUCAUCUGAAAUUAUAUAUAAAAUGUUAUUUUAGAUGAUUUAAUCACAAUAAAUAAGUCAGAAGUUCUUACAGCCAUAUAAUGUAAUCUGUUAAAAUGUAUCGUACAAAUCAAAAUGGGCAACCCCAAAGGGCAAAUACUGAACCCAUUCAUCAAAAUCGAACAAAUGGAGGAAGGCAACCUCCUCCUAUAAAUAUUCCAAUAACAGUUUCGGAGCAAUUUAGAGAAUCAUGGUUAACUGCUAUUAUUGGACUUAUUAUGUUUGCAACUGGCAUGUGCCUUUUAUUUUGGAAUGAGGGAAGAGCAGUAAAAGUAGCACAUUCUUUAGAUGAAGCUUUACAUAAUGUAGCAGUGCUUCCAAAUACGAUGAAAUUAUUACCUGAAUAUGAAGGUCGUUUGAUACAUUUAUCAGGCCCAUUAAAGAUAUCAGAACCAUUAACUGAACCUGAUUAUGGCGUGAUUGUAUCAAGUGUGAAACUGAAACGCAGAGUUCAGAUGUACCAAUGGGUUGAGAUAGAAGAAGAAAGAAGCUUUGGAGGAGUAGCAGAAGAGGAAAAGCAUUAUUAUUACACAACAGAAUGGAAAGAUAAACUUGUUGAUUCAGAUCAUUUUUAUAUUAGAACUGGUCAUCAUAAUCCAAAAGAAAUGCCUAUUAAAAGCCAAGUGCAGAUUGCAGAUGAAGUUAAGAUUGGUGCAUUUACUCUUGGAACUGAAUUGAAAAAGAAUUUUAAUGAUUUUGUAGAAGUUACCAGUGAUGAAAGACCUGAAAGUAGAGAUAUUAAAAUGCACUCGGGUUUAUACUAUCAUAGCUCUAAUUUAUGGGAACCUGAGGUAGGUGACAUACGUAUACAAUUUUCCUACGCAGGAAAAGGAGGAGAUAUAUAUUCCAUAGUUGGCAUGUUGCAAAAAGGAACUAUCGUGCCAUAUAUUACAACACAUGGAGAAGAAAUUUUACUUCAACGAAAGCACAAAAUAUCAGUAGAUCAGAUGUUUCAUUUAGAACAUGUACACAAUUACUGGCGUACGUGGAGUAUUAGAGGGCUUGGAUGGUUGGUCCUAUUUUUAGCAGCAACAUGUUUAGCAAAUAUAUUAAGGACAGUAAUUCUGAAUUCAACAUUCUUAUGUGGAAUUAUUGCAGUUGAAUCUUUAACAAUGUCUGUAUCAAUGUCUAUUAGUUUACUAGUAAUUGGUUUUGCUUGGGUUUGGUAUCGACCAGUAAUAGGUCUUUGCCUAGCAUUAGCAUCAAUUUUACCAUUUAUUUAUUCAACAUUAACAUCAGCAUCUCAAUCUCAAAACCGUGAUAAUUAUAGAAGGUUAUGAAUUUUUAUUAAAUAAUUAAAUUUUACUUAUGUAAAUAUAUUAACAUAUAUUCUCUUUUUUAUUAUACUUCAAUGUGCUUAUUUUGUGUGAUCUAACAAAAAAUGUCAUUAUAUCUAGUCUUACUAAAUUUCAUCAAUUAUAUCGUAAACUGUUAUAUUAUAGAAAUGUCAUUAAUAGUUACAAAUAUCUAAAAUAUAGGCAAUAAAUUAUUUUGUAAACAUUAAAUACCUUUGUAUAAUUUUAUGAA
Bombus pyrosoma is the source of this 1850-nucleotide messenger RNA. It is a transcript of the gene Tmem43, whose product is annotated as transmembrane protein 43 homolog. The transcript is spliced from 6 exons. Gene Ontology annotation, cellular component: nuclear inner membrane. Gene Ontology annotation, biological process: nuclear membrane organization. Lineage: Eukaryota; Metazoa; Arthropoda; Insecta; Hymenoptera; Apidae. The coding region runs from base 380 to 1603 and encodes 407 amino acids. The record is from RefSeq and is a predicted model, not a curated record.